AAAUAAUUUAGUGUAAUAUUGGCGAUUUAGUAGGUCCACAAGCCUUAAAAAUAAGAUGUGUUAUAUGAUUUGGUACUUUAAGAAUCUGCAGUCAAGAUUUCAUUAUUUUUGUUGAAUUUCCUAUUUUUUCUCCAUUUUACUUGUUGUUAGAGGUUACUUUUAGGGUAAGAUGAGUGAAAAAUCCAUCCCCAGAGUUCUAGAUCCCCCCGACGAGCAAAAAUGUCAAUGCGACCCUUCGCCUUGUUCCUAUGGGUAUGGUCUACUUCUCUGAUAAUUCCCAGAGGUCCCCCUUCAGUUGGGUUCCCCACUGAAGGGGGACCUCUGAAUCGUGUCGUUCAGAGGUGUAAUUGUACCACGUUGAGGUACUCGGCUAAUGUAUAAAUACAUAAAUUAGUGAUCUAAAGGUAACUUCUACUGUUACAUUAAGUUAUUUGCCCUUCACUAUUAAAAAAAUAUGAAUAAUAAUUGAAGAAUUGCUGAAGAGAGUGUAUAUGGGAAGGAUGGAUGAGAAGCAUGAUAUGAGGACGCCUUACAAAGAUAGUAGACAUACUUUCAGCAAAGAAACUUUAUCAUAUAAGGAACCAAUUGGCUUAUUCAGAGAAUGGUUUGAACUCGCGUCGAAAAUUCCUUCGAUUCGAGAACCGAAUGCAAUGGUGCUGGCAACUGCUAACAAAGAAGGAAGACCGUCGGCUCGAUUUGUGCUGUUAAAGGGAUUUGGCAAAGAUGGCUUUAAAUUUUAUUCAAAUUACGAAAGCAGGAAGGGUAAAGAAAUUACUGAAAAUCCUCAUGCUGCUUUAACAUUUUAUUGGGAACCUCUACAUCGUCAGAUAAGAGUUGAAGGAUCUGUUACAAGACUUUCAAAAGAAGAAUCUGAUGAAUAUUUUAACAGUAGACCUCGAGAGAGCCAAAUCUCUUGUUCAGUCAGCAAACAGAGUUCUGUUAUUCCAAACAGAGAAUAUCUGAGUGAAGAAAGAAAGAAGUUUGAAGAUAUGGAAACAAUACCUAGACCCAAAAACUGGGGUGGUUUUAUUGUUAAACCAGAAGUGAUAGAAUUUUGGCAGGGACAAACAAACAGAGCACAUGAUCGUAUUCGUUUCUCUCGUCAAGAAGGUAAAACGUGUUGCCCAAAAUUGUCAAAAAUUGGAGAUGAUGGUUGGGUUUAUGAAAGACUCGCUCCUUGAAUUUCAAUAUAACUCCUGGAAAUUUAGUCACAAAUGAGAUCUGAAUAUAUUAAUCAUGCUAUUAAAUUACAUGGAUAAUUAAUAAUCUAUUCUGUGAUACGUAUCAGGAUGUCUUCCAAAUUUAUAAUGUAAAGAAAUAGUAAAAAUAUUUUAAAGAUAAUAUUAAUCAUGUGUUCAAUAAUUGAUAAUAUAAAUAAAAAUAUUUGUGUACAGAAAAAUUUAAUUUUUG
This is a messenger RNA of Centruroides sculpturatus (bark scorpion), 1410 nucleotides long. RefSeq names its product pyridoxine-5'-phosphate oxidase-like. Gene Ontology annotation, molecular function: FMN binding; pyridoxamine phosphate oxidase activity. Lineage: Eukaryota; Metazoa; Arthropoda; Arachnida; Scorpiones; Buthidae. The record is from RefSeq and is a predicted model, not a curated record. Gene Ontology annotation, biological process: pyridoxine biosynthetic process; pyridoxal 5'-phosphate biosynthetic process. The transcript is spliced from 7 exons. The coding region runs from base 492 to 1181 and encodes 229 amino acids.